Molecule: messenger RNA, 1524 nt
Organism: Neoarthrinium moseri
Lineage: Eukaryota; Fungi; Ascomycota; Sordariomycetes; Amphisphaeriales; Apiosporaceae
Exons: 3
Coding region: 1-1524 (507 amino acids)
Biological process (GO): pentose-phosphate shunt; pentose-phosphate shunt, oxidative branch
Cellular component (GO): cytosol
Molecular function (GO): phosphogluconate dehydrogenase (decarboxylating) activity; NADP binding
Source: RefSeq, a predicted model, not a curated record
AUGGCGAGCAGAUCCGGCGGUCUUGAUGUGAAGAAGGUCGGUAUGCUUGGCGUUGGAAGCAUGGGGGCAAUGAUGUCUCUGCUAAUGUCAGAGCACGGUUUCGAGGUGCAUUUCUUCGACCCCAGCGAGCAAAACAUGGACAUGUUGCAGCAUCAAGGAGAGGACAUCCAACAAGACAAAAGGGUGCUUAGAGCCAAGAGCUAUGAGGAUGUCUGCAAGUCUAUAGAAAUCUCGGGGCAGCCAAAGGUCUUCAUGUUCAGCACCCCGCACGGCGGUCCUGCCGAUAAAUGUGUCGAUGGAAUCCGGCCAUAUCUCAACCAGGGCGACAUUAUCAUUGACUGUGGAAAUGAACACUGGUCCAACACGGAGCGACGGCAGAAGGCCCUCGAGCCUACAGGCAUUCACUACAUCGGCUGUGGAGUCUCUGGUGGUUACCAGAGUGCUCGUCAUGGUCCGUCGAUGUCCCCAGGCGGCAACGCUGAGGCGCUGGAGAAGGUGAUGCCGUUCUUGAGAACAAUGGCAGCCAAGGACAAGGAUGGUCGCCCAUGUACAAGUCCAGUUGGUCCAGGCGGCAGUGGCCAUUACGUCAAAAUGGUACACAAUGGUAUCGAACAGGGAAUAAUGUCGGUAAUUGCCGAGAUUUGGCUCAUUCUUACUCACGGCUUGGAUCUUGAUAACGAGGAGGUCGCAACUAUCUUCAAGUCGUGGAACGAGUCCGGACCCCUCAACAACUGCUUCCUCAUAGCAAUUGGAGUCGACAUCGAACGGGCUAAGGGUGAAUAUGGUCAGCACGUGCUAUCGGAAGUCCGAGAUAAGGUCGUGCAGGAUGUCGAUGAAGAGGAAGGCACAGGCACUUGGACCUGCGAGCAAGCUGUUACUCUGCACUCCCCGGCUGCUUCUAUUCUCAGCGCGCACCUUUUCCGUUGCGCGUCGGCACACCUCAAGAAACGAAUGGAAAACGUUACGUCAGCAUCCGGGGGUGUGAAAGCACAGAAGCUAUCGGUCAAGUCGAAGGACGACUUCGUGAAGCUCCUCCAUAACACGACAUAUUUCUGCUUCUUGGCAUGCUUCGCUCAGGGACUUGACCUCAUUAGAGAGAAGGACAAGAAAGAAGGCUGGAACCUGGAUUACCGAAAGAUUUUGCAGCUUUGGCGUGGUGGGUGUAUCAUUCAGGCGGAUCACAUUGCUGAUCUUCUUGAUGGCAUGUACAAGCGCCCAGACCAUGACCCGGACAAUAUCCUUGGCAACGCUGAAGUUGGCACCGAACUAUCCAAGCUCUACCCAAUGAUCAAGAAAGUCGUCUUGACAGCCAUAGAGGCUGAUACUUUUGUGCCCUCCAUCAGUCAGAGUCUGGAGUAUUAUAAGUACGAAACGUCGACCGAGCUACCGACACAGUUCAUGGAGGCCCAGCUGGACUUUUUUGGACAGCACAUGUUUGACAAGCAGAGUGAUCCAGUGGGCGGGCCGGAGAAGGGUAUGCAUCACUUCGAGUGGAAACCAGCAAAAGGAUUGACCGGCAAAUAA